Molecule: messenger RNA, 573 nt
Organism: Cryptomeria japonica (Japanese cedar)
Lineage: Eukaryota; Viridiplantae; Streptophyta; Pinopsida; Cupressales; Cupressaceae
Exons: 1
Coding region: 1-573 (190 amino acids)
Source: RefSeq, a predicted model, not a curated record
AUGCUAACCAUGCAUAUUAAUUGCUUCAGUCCAGUUGUGAAGGAGAAGCGUCGGAGAGUGAAGAUUAUGUCGGCAAAUGGGGAGGUGACAAAAGUGUGGAGUCCUGUGAAUGUUAAGGAAAUACUUGCUGAUUAUCCAGACCAUGAAAUGUUUGAAGCAGAUCAGAGCCGUCGACUGAGUAUGCACAGUCGACCUCUUCCUUCAACCACACUGCUUCGACCAAGUCGCCUUUAUUUUCUUAUUCCUCUCCCCACGCAGUCGACACCAUCUUCGACCUCUUCUCAAGCCCGUCGACCACAGAUAUAUAGUAAAUUUGUUUCAGAUAAAGAUUUAACGACUGAUGAUAGUAAGUCGAGAUUGAUUUCGUCGACUAAUAACGGAUCGAAUGUGCGUCUCAGGAUUCGACUAAGAAAAGAAGAAGCUUCUUCGCUUCUGUCAGUCAACGGGAAUAAGCAAAUGGGAGAUCUAUUGUCGUCCUUAUUCAAUACGAGAUCAAGAAUAGGAAGCAGAGUUCUUGGGAAUCGCUUUCACCGCGAUGGAAACCUGGUCUUGAAACCAUAUUGGAACAGCUGA